This is a messenger RNA of Colletotrichum scovillei, 2850 nucleotides long. RefSeq names its product phosphatidylinositol-specific phospholipase C. Gene Ontology annotation, biological process: phosphatidylinositol-mediated signaling; lipid metabolic process. Gene Ontology annotation, molecular function: phosphatidylinositol-4,5-bisphosphate phospholipase C activity. Lineage: Eukaryota; Fungi; Ascomycota; Sordariomycetes; Glomerellales; Glomerellaceae. The record is from RefSeq and is a predicted model, not a curated record. The transcript has a single exon. Bases 255 to 1982 code for a protein of 575 amino acids.
GUCCACAGCUUGUUCCUGCCACCUGCUGUUGCGCUGCUGCUACCUUACGCGGCGUGCAUCAGCCAAGAUUGACGUCGUCGUUUCCCGCCAUCGUCUUGCCGGAAUUCCUGUUUGCGACCAUCUCAAUCUCUCUCUCUCUCUUUAACAUCUACACAUACCCCGCGUACCUAGUGGACAUCUGGGGUCAGAACCAUCGUCCUCACUUCCGGAAGAGGCAAUCCACAGAGACAACCGCCGCGGAUCCGUCACCAGCAAUGGCCUCACUAACUUCAAAGUUUGCCAGCCUCAAUCCCUUCUCCAAAUCGGCGCCAGAGGAUGAAGAGGAGCUUGGCGAUGCGACCGACAACACCACCUUGGCUGGCGGAGGCCACGCUGCACGCGACUCAGACCUUAAGCACCGUCUCCGCGUGAGCCGCGCCAUCAAGUCUUUCCUUGUCGAUCAGAAGGCCAUCUCCUCCAAGGAAGCAAACGUCGACUCAGAACAGCUCACCCCCGAGUUGCAAGCCCUCGUGUACAAGCCUCACAUCAGCGUGCCCCGCGAGCUUACUGAUAGAUCCCACCCAUUGCCCGAGUACUUCAUCAGCUCCAGCCACAACACCUACCUUCUGGCCCACCAGCUUUAUGGAAGCUCUUCGGCAGAGGCCUAUGACGAGACGUUGCGUGCUGGCGCCCGAUGCGUCGAGAUCGAUGCCUGGGAUAACCCCGACAACAAGGACGAGCCCAAGGUCACCCACGGAUACACCCUCGUCUCCAACAUCCCUUUCCGCACCGUCUGCGAGACCAUCCGAGAUGUCGUCGACCAAGAAGCCAAGGAACCUCAUCCCGCUGCGCCAAUCCUUCUGUCUCUCGAGAAUCACUGUGACCCUGAGGGCCAGCUGCGCCUGGCCUUCAUCAUGAGAGAGGUCUUUGGAGAUCGCCUUCUUAGCCAAGCCAUCAGAGAAAAAGGCCACGCCGAGCAAGAAGGCCAGGCCAACCAUGUUCGUCUGGAGGAACUCGGCAACAAGAUUGUUGUCAUUGUCGAAUAUCACUUCCCUGGAGAGGCCGACGACAGUAGCUCGAGCUCGAGUGAUGAUGAUGACGAGGAGGAAAAGAAGGCCAAGAAAGACUACAAGGAGAAAAAGAAGGCUGCGCCUGCUUCGCUGAUUGUCCCAGAACUAGAGGCACUCGGCGUCUAUGCCCAGUCCGUCAAGCCCAUCAACAAUUCAUGGUUUGAGGAGGUUCUGCAAGAUGCGCCGCACCACCACCUCAUCAACGUCUCCGAGUCUGGGCUGGCCUCCCAUCUGCCGACGCACACUGACAAAAUCUCUCGCCACAACGCUCACCAUCUGAUGCGUGUUUUCCCCAAGGGAACUCGCAUCUCUUCCAAGAAUCUCCAUCCCGUUCCCUUUUGGGGAAUUGGCGCCCAGAUCUGUGCCCUCAACUGGCAGACAUUUGGAGCAUCAAUGCAGCUCAAUGAGGCGUUAUUCGCCGGUUCCGAGGGUUUCGUUUUGAAGCCCGCCGAGCUCCGGCCCGGUGGCUCGGGCCACCUCGGCAACGGAAGGAAGCGAAAACUCCGCCUGCACGUCGGCGGUGCCACCGACAUUCCCGUGCCGUCCGAUCGCGACGAAGACGAGACAAUCAAGCCCUACCUCACGUGCACGCUUGUACAUCCUCAUGAUCUCGAUAUCAAGCCUCCAAAGAGGAAAACGGCUGGCUACAAACAGCACAAGCUGACGGGAUUCUUGCACAAGGGAGAGAAUCCACCACCCACCGACCCGCUAUGGGACGAGGUGCUAGAGUGGGAAUACCAAGACAACGAAAUGGUCUUCUUGCGGAUGCUCAUCAAGAGUGAUGACAGCUUCGCCAAAAACCCAAUCUUUGCCGUUGGCGCGGUACGGCUGCUCUACACGAUACCGGGUUGGGUCUUUAUCCGCAUGCUUGACCUCAAGGGAAGAGAAACCAAAUGUUCCAUCCUUGUCAAGUUUGAGGUUGUCGACGCGUAGAGAUAGCCAUGUAUACGCUGACUGUUUCGAGUAUCUCCCGAAAACUUUCGUAAUAUAACACGAUUGCAAUUAUUUCUCCGAUCAUUGUAGGGACUGAUGUGCGAUUGAACUCAUCGUAGCUAGUGCCAUAUGGAUCUCUUCUUGGCUAGACAGCGUAUUCACAAAAACAGAUGGGAGAUCUUGCCGCAACAUUUGAUCUAAGUAAUAUACAUAACUUCCCUUAUGUGCGCGCAUUCACGCAGCCUGGCCAGCGGCACAUGGCAAAACCUUUUCCCGAUCCCGAACCUACCCCGCUAAGAAACCACCGCCUUUGUGAGCGACUUUUGACCCCAAGACAGAGAUACGGACGGCGUUGAGACCUAUGAGGGUUUCGAGGCACUGAGCCUACUGCUGUCAGUCUGGUUCGUGUGCCGAUAGAGUCCGGUUAUGUGAUGGACAUAUUCCGCCCAUGUUCGUGUACUGUACCACGCAAGACCGUGGCAAAGGUUGGAAAUGGGGUUUCGGAAAGGAUCCAAAGGAUUUGGAUUCAUGUAGAGUAAAGACUUCAACAUGGCCUAUGGCUGAGUUGGAUGGAGGAACACUCGAUUCCCUUCCGUUUGUGAUUACACACUAAUGCUAGUACAACCGGACACCAUCAAGAAGCAUCACAGGCGGCAUCUUCCAGGCAGGCGACGGUUGUUACUUGCACCAUACUGCCUCUCCUGACAUGAAAGCCUCCACAGACAAGCAUCCUCCCUCUACAUCACACGCGCUCUAUUCAUAGGCCCCCAACGGAAACCCCACCAAAUAAACGCUCGCUACACCUCCAACACGCGGGAAGCCUCGCUCGGCUCACCUGUCAUGAACAGACUUUACCCGCCGCCCGCCC